AUGAUUUUACCAUUAACUACUCUAAGAGAGAGACAUGCUCCAACAACCGUCACAAGCGUUUCUACCCCUUUUGUAGACCAAGCCACCCUGGUAGAACAAGUGAAACGAGUAAAAGAAAUUGAAGCUAUUGAAAGUGACUCUUUUGUUCCACAGACAUUCAGAUCAAGUAAAGAAGUCAAAAAGUCAACAGAACCUGGUGAACUGAAGUGUGAACCUGCAAGUGUAGGAGUUGAAACUGACAAGCUGUCUAAUACUGAAAAAGAAAUAGCACCUGGCAACAUUCCUACUGCCAUCAAGUACCAAGAUGAUAACUCUUUAGCGCAUCCAAAUCUAUUUAUUGAGAAGGCAGAAGCAGAGGAAAAAUGGUUCCAGAGGUUGAUUGCUCUUCGUCAAGAAAGGCUGAUGGGUAGUCCUGUGCCUUGAGUGAUUUACAGUGGACAUCAUCCAGAAUUUCUUCAUGAAUACUAGGAAAAUUCUACUAUAAAAUUGUUUCAUUUGACUGCUAACAUCACUUUGAAAAGUAAAUGUGAGUUGUAAGGAAAAUACAAGUUUAAUCUAAAUGAAGAUACAUGCCUUAGUCUCUCUCAUUGUUCCAUUUUAUUCAAUGAGAGUUACCUGAGUAAUUUCAGAGUUUCAGAGAGUUCAGAAUAAGUUGUGUAUAGGUAGUACUUUAGGGAUGAAUGAAGAAGGGAGAAUGUCAGAGAAAGAGGAAAGGCCAAAUUUAUUAGUGCUAUAGCACAACAAUAUAAAUUACAUCUCUUGGAGUCAUCAAGGCCUCCUGCUUCCCAAGAGGGGUUCAGCUCAAAGAGGUAGUUCCUCUUCUGUCUUCCUGGGAAGAAGCAGUUUUUAAUGCAUUUCUGCAUGAACUAUUCCAGCGAAGACUGCUGAAGAGAUAUGCAGAACUGUAUGUCCACAUGCAGCCCUGCCUUACCGUCUUCCUCACUAGUACAACCCAUAUCUUGGGCAGACACACUAGAAUGAAAAUAUAGGAGGCUGUAUUUUGGAAUAGUGGGUUUAAUUCUACCUCUAUAUCUUCCCACUGCCAUCAUACUCCUAAAGAUUCAGUAAGCACGAAUGAUAAACAGUACCGCUGUCCCUCUUAAAAGCAAACAUGCAGAUUUUUAGCAAGUUUAAAGAAAUGCAUUUCAUAAACCAUUUAAAAAUGUUUAGCAUUCUAGAGAGAUCAGCUCUUUGUGUGGCCUAUUUAUAAGAACUGAUUCAUAUAUCAUUGUGUGCAUCUGUACAGAAAUAUAUUGAACAAGGCCUAUCAGUUCUCAAAACUAGAUGGAGAGAGUGAUUCAGAAUAUAAAGUUUCCCAUUAUCCAAGUAGCCCUUUAAAAUAUGUUGUCUGUGGAAAAGAUUAGUCACAUUGGGGUAGCAUUCAAUUUAUGAAUAAAUUACUUCUAAAGUCAUAAUAUUUUUGGUAGAAUGAGAGAAAGCAGUACUAAAAUGUUGGUAUGAUUUUUUUGUUCCCUCUAGUGAACACUGAUCGGUAUAUUUCAAAACAAGAUCUGAAUUUCCAUUGAUUGUCCAACAACAUACCAGUCACCUACAUAAUUAAAUGCAGAAAAAAAAGGCUCUCCUAAGGUGCCUAGCACAUCUGUAGUUAAAAUACUUGUGUUAAAGAAAAAGAAAUGUAAGCAUAACUUCUAUGGACAAAUCACCUAGAAAUAUCCUGCAUAAUAUAGACUUGUUCAAAAGGAUGUAAUAGAGAUUUGUUUUAAAUGAUCAUCUCUUCCCCAUGGGUAGAUUAAUGAACACAGAUACCUUUGUUUGGGGAGAAGAGAGUAUUAAAAUAUGUUGGGAUGGAUUUUCAUUUUUAACAGUAGUGAAAGUCUCACUAGGAUAUGUUGAAAAUAAUAGUUUAUUUUAAAUGUAUCAAGUCUCUUGCAACUAAAUGAAGAGAAGCUUAAUUAAUUGUCAGAGAAGAGGUGGCCAAAAUUAGUAUUUUCAAACUUUCUCUAUUUGGCAUUGUCCUCUAAUUUACUUGUAUAGUUUUAUAAAAAAUAAUGUUCAGUUUCCAAGCCAUGUUCACCUUAAAAUUCCUGCAUUGUCCACAGCUGUAUGAUGAUAUUUUGAUUUUGAAAUAGAUUUAUUUGUUUUAUAAUUGUGUUUUACAACCUCAGAAUAUUUUGAAUAGUCACAAAACCAUUCAUUAAUGGGGGAAAAAUGGGAUGUAACUGUAUAGGCAGGGUUCAUUUGCUACUGAUGAUCAACCAGUAGUGAAAUAUCACCAGCAAAAGUCCAUUUUGAAGCAUAAUAGUGAGUAGGGUCUGGCAAUUGGAUAGAAAAGCCAUCGCUAACCCUGCAAUAGAAGGAAAAGAAGUUAUUUAAAACCUUGGGCUGAAGUUCCCCAGAUAACAUAUGGGAUAGUGAGCACAUUCUACAGUCAGAUUUUUAUAGCACAAUUUGCAGAUUACUGAUACAGACUAACAACAAAAUAAUUCUACCAGAUUCUGUAGUUUUGAAUGUACCCUGAUGAAUAAUGAGAUGAAGAGGGCUUUAAAUUAAUUUAAAUGGCAUCUUCUUCUCCUUUAAGUCCUAUGAUGUAGUUAAAGUGUUAACAAUGUGCUAGGCAUCUUGCUGUGCCUGACUACUGGAAACAUUCAAAAUAUCAAGCAUUUUAAAGUGAAUGGAAUUAUAAGAGCCAUUGACAAUACAGUAAAACACCCAAGUCCUGUUUACACUACAGUUUCCACCAUUUCUACCAUCAGUAAUAAAUUGCCAAGUUUGCUAAUAAGGUCUGUCUUGGAAGAUAGUGGACUCACUUUGCAUGCUGAGUCUGCUUCUGCAUAGGCAAACAAAGUUUGCUUAAGACCAGAGUCUGAAUCCAUGGGGGUCUUAAUAGUUGAAUAUUGUAGAUAUAACUUAAGACUAGACUGCGUGAUUGAGGUUGUGUAAACUCCCCAUAUCCUAUUUGUCUUGCAUUUACUGAAUAAUGUUCUAUGAAUGAUUAAAUAAAUUAUUCAUUUUCCUGUCAAUGUAAGGCAGAUACUUCAGCCAGCAGAAAUAAUACAUCAGGGAAGACAAUAACAUUAGAAAAAAACACUGUUCUGUUACUAACCAUGAAAGGGGAAGACCUUUGAAAGUCUUACAAACUAAAACCAUUUUAUAAGACUGGCCCCAAUAAAAUAUACCCAAAAUAUAACUUUACUCAACAACGUUUUGAUUUGUGAGCCAUUGUCAACUGAGAGAGAAACUAAACAGAUUUCCCAAAAUCAGACAGACUAGCUAAGAAUUCAGAUGCACCAUGCACUAUGUGGGCAUGAAAAUCAAAUCAAUGAAGAUCUCUUAAUAGACCAAAGUUCUUUGCUAACUAGUUCUCCCCAUGUGCUCUCCUCUCCCACCCACCCCGCCGCCACGGCCACCAGUCAAGCAUCAGGUCAUACCUGUGCUGCUCCCAUGGCCUCGCUUCCUUGAAAUCCUGAAAGGUACCUGUCAUACUGAACCUUGUAAAUGACCAUUAAGCGUUUAGUUUCCUUUGUUGGCCUGCUUCCAUCUUUGUUUUAGUUCCUUAAUGCUGUAUGUGUGGGUGGGAAUGGGUUCUGAACUGAGAGAGGAAAAAGAUAAUUGUUUUUAAAAUAAUCCUAACUAAUUGAACCAUAAGAAUGAUUGGUGGAUUGUAAUGUCUCUUGAAUCCCAUCUUAUAUGCACUUCUGAUCAUUUGUUAUCAUCCAUGAUUUGUGACAGUAGUUCAUGUAUGCUGGUCUGUACUUAUUUUUUUUCUCUUGUUCUGUCUUUUGGCUACAAUAAACAAUGUGAUGUGAUUACAUACAUAUA
Molecule: messenger RNA, 3780 nt
Organism: Pelodiscus sinensis (Chinese soft-shelled turtle)
Lineage: Eukaryota; Metazoa; Chordata; Testudines; Trionychidae
Source: RefSeq, a predicted model, not a curated record